UCCGGAUAUUUAAAGGUUAAGCAGGCAUUGUUAUAUUAGGCUCGGCUGCGGGUGAAUGAGGGUAAUAGCAUCGGGUGUCUGGUACCGUCAAAAGGGGCAAAGAAAGAAAGAAAGGAAGAAAGGAAGGUGGGGAGGAGAGCGAGCGCGCGCACACGUGAGAGAGAGAGAGCGCGAGCGCGCGCCACACGAGCGCCGUUUCCACAUCUGAACGCCACGCCAGUGCCUUAGCAUCUCUCUUCAAGGAAAGCAGCAGCCGAUGUGUUUUAACCCGGAUUUAUGAAACACACAUCAUCGUCAGAAGGUUAUCCGGCUAGGAUUAUUGCAUUUUGCACACAGACACAUCAUCGGCACUUGUUUAUCGAUGUGAAGAGCAGGGAUGGAAAAUCUGACUUUUAACAGACGACCGACACGAAAACACGCAAAAUAACAGAGUGCGUCGGAAAACAAAAAAAAAGGCAGCAGUGGCGCCUGUAGCUGGAACAACCGCCGCAUCAGGAGAUAUGGGACAAUGACCGGUGAUGCCAAGUUUUAAGAGGGCCAACAUGGCCAGGCGGUGCGGGCAUCUUUACCCACAAGUAUUCAUUGUGAGCGAUGCAACACCACUGAACACUUAGCAACCGGUCUCUGCAGCCUGUCUGCGCUGCAUCUCUUAAACGUUACUGCCGCAGAGGCUGAAAGUGUAAAGUGCUGACGGGACCUGCAGAUGGAGAUGGACGACUCGGGAAUUAUCCACCGCAGGAGAGUCCAAAAGGAUCUGCCUUUAUCUAGGAAAAGCAGCGGUUGCCGAACAAGUAACAGGAAGAGCCUGAUCCUGACAAGCACGUCACCCACUUUGCCUCGGCCACAUUCCCCACUGCCAGGACACAUAGGGAGCAGUCCGCUGGACAGUCCUCGCAACUUUUCACCCAGCGCUCCAGCUCAUUUCUCCUUCGCCUCUUCCAGAAGCCAUGGGCACAGAACUGACAGGGCAGACGGCCGACGCUGGUCACUGGCCUCCUUGCCUUCUUCAGGAUAUGGAACCAACACUCCGAGCUCUACUGUGUCUUCAUCCUGCUCCUCACAAGAAAAGCUUCAUCAGCUUCCCUUCCAGCCCACCAUGGAUGAGCUGCACUUCCUGUCCAAGCACUUUGGCAGCAGCGAGAGCAUCACGGAUGAUGAUGGAGGCCGAAGGUCACCUGCCGUGCGACCCCGCUCAAGAAGCCUCAGCCCUGGACGCUCACCAUCCUGCUAUGACAAUGAGAUAGUAAUGAUGAAUCAUGUGUACAAGGAGCGCUUUCCAAAGGCAACGGCACAGAUGGAAGAACGUCUGUCUGACUUCAUUUCAUCAUUCUCUCCGGAGAGUGUCCUUCCUCUGGCUGAUGGAGUCCUCAGCUUCAUCCAUCACCAGAUUGUGGAGCUCGCGAGGGACUGCCUGGACAAGUCUCGUGAGGGAGUGGUCAGCACUGUCUACUUCUUGGAGCUGCAGGAGAACCUCGAGAAACUCUUGCGAAAUGCAUUUGAGCGCUCUGAGAGCUCUGAAGUGGCCUUUGUCACUCAGCUGGUGAAGAAGUUACUCAUCAUCAUCUCCCGGCCAGCUCGAUUGCUUGAGUGUCUGGAGUUUAAUCCUGAGGAGUUCUACCACCUUCUGGAAGCAGCCGAGGACCAUGCCAAAGAGGGUCACCUUGUGAAGACAGACAUCCCACGAUAUAUCAUCAGCCAGUUGGGCCUGACACGAGACCUCCUGGAGGAAGUGGUAAAUCUUGAAAGCUAUGAUAGCGAAGGAGCCAACACCCCAGAGACAGAUGAUUCAGUCGAGGGUCAUGUCAAAGCCAAGAAGCCACCCAGUGAAAUCGACUUCCAGAACAUUAAGCUCAUCAGUAAUGGAGCAUAUGGAGCGGUGUACCUCGUGCGGCACAAGGAGACCCGGCAGCGGUUUGCCAUGAAGAAGAUCAACAAGCAGAACCUGAUUCUGAGAAACCAGAUCCAACAAGCCUUUGUGGAGCGGGACAUCCUGACAUUUGCAGAGAACCCCUUUGUGGUCAGCAUGUUCUGCUCAUUUGAGACACGCCGCCACCUCUGCAUGGUCAUGGAGUACGUGGAGGGUGGGGACUGUGCCACGCUGUUGAAGAAUAUCGGCGCUUUGCCAGUGGAAAUGGCUCGGCUCUACUUUGCAGAAACGGUCCUGGCAUUGGAAUACUUGCACAAUUAUGGAAUCGUCCACCGGGAUCUGAAACCUGACAAUCUUCUGAUCACAUCAAUGGGUCACAUUAAGCUGACGGAUUUUGGAUUAUCCAAAAUAGGACUCAUGAGCAUGACUACCAACCUGUAUGAGGGGCACAUUGAGAAGGAUGCCAGGGAAUUUUUAGACAAGCAGGUCUGUGGCACCCCAGAAUACAUUGCUCCUGAAGUUAUCCUGCGUCAGGGAUAUGGCAAACCAGUGGACUGGUGGGCGAUGGGCAUUAUCCUGUAUGAGUUCCUGGUGGGCUGCGUGCCCUUUUUUGGGGAUACCCCUGAGGAACUUUUUGGACAGGUCAUCAGCGAUGAAAUUGCCUGGCCAGACGGGGACGAAGCCCUCCCGUCAGAUGCCCAGAACCUCAUUUCUGCACUGCUCCAGACUGACCCAUUACUCCGGCUAGGAACAGGAGGGGCUUUUGAAGUCAAGCAACAUGCCUUCUUUAAGGAACUCGACUGGAACAGCCUGCUGCGGCAGAAAGCCGAGUUCAUUCCACAUUUGGAGUCUGAAGAGGACACCAGCUAUUUUGACACUCGCUCGGAGCGCUACCAUCACAUCAACUCGUACGACGAAGAUGACACCAAUGAUGACGAGCCUGUGGAGAUCCGGCAGUUUUCUUCCUGCUCUCCCAGAUUCAGCAAGGUUUACAGCAGUAUGGAGCAUCUCUCUCAACAAGAACAGAAGCCCACCACGGUGACCAGGCGUGAACACAAAAAUCAAAAAGAGGACAAGGUGACCAAGAGGGAGAGUCUGGGCAGCUUUGGAAUGAGAGACAAGGGCUGGAGGACCAGCUCUCCAGAGAUGAAGCGUCUGUCUGCCUCAGAGUCAUCAUACACUGAGAGUGAUACCAGCCCACCGCUAGCUGCCCGUCGACGCUUCUCCGCUCUUAUGGACACGCACCGCUUUGCAUCACCCCUGGAGGGAGAAACUGAGCCUCGCAACAAGCAAACCCUGAGUAAGCCCUCACAGGACGGAGGGCCUUUAGCUGCUGGAACUCAGUCUGAAACAAAAGAUUCUAAAGAUACCAACGAGGCGGCCAUCACCCCUAUAAGCGACAAAUCUCCAAAGGCAAGCAACCUCCCUGGAGUGCAAAAAGAGUCUGUGGGCACUGAUCCUCUUGCUCCCCGUGCCACCAGUGACUUGGUAUUACGACGAGUGAGACAGCAGCAGCUAUCUGGGGAAGCCACAGAUAAACGCACCUCACGAGCUGGAAACAAAGUCAUUAAAUCUGCCUCAGCCACAGCCUUAUCGGUCAUCAUCCCCACAGUUGAGCAGCAUGGUGGAUCUCCACUGGCUAGUCCCAUGUCUCCACGUUCUCUCUCAUCCAAUCCAUCCUCAAGGGACUCGUCACCAAGCCGAGACUACUCUCCAGCUGUCACUAGUCUGCGCUCUCCCAUAACCAUUCACCGUUCAGGGAAGAAAUACGGGUUCACUCUGCGAGCGAUCCGUGUCUACAUCGGCGAUAGCGAUGUGUAUAGCGUCCACCAUAUCGUUUGGCAUGUUGAAGAAGGUGGUCCGGCCCAGGAGGCAGGGCUCUGCGCCGGUGACCUUAUAACACAUGUUAAUGGAGAGUCUGUGCAUGGGCUGGUGCAUACAGAAGUAGUGGAACUCAUUCUGAAGAGCGGCAACAAGGUGACAUUGACUACAACACCUUUUGAAAACACCUCGAUUAAGAUUGGCCCAGCACGGAAAUCAAGUUACAAGUCAAAGAUGGCAAGGCGCAACAAGAAGACGGUGGUGAAAGACAGCCAGGAAAGCUCCAAGAAGCGCAGUUCUUUGUUCAGGAAGAUCACCAAGCAGUCGAACCUCUUGCACACAAGCCGCAGCCUGUCGUCGCUGAACCGUUCUUUAUCCUCCAGUGACAGCCUACCUGGGUCACCGACACACAGUCUGUCUGCAAGGUCCCCAACGCAGAGCUACCGCUCCACGCCGGACUCGGCUUACCUUGGGGCAUCCUCGCAGAGCAGCUCUCCAGCUUCCAGCACUCCCAACUCCCCUGCAACAUCCCACCACAUUCGACCCAGUAGUCUACAUGGGCUGUCGCCAAAACUGCACAGACAGUACCGCUCUGCGCGCUGCAAGUCUGCUGGAAAUAUUCCCCUCUCACCUCUGGCGCACACACCCUCACCAACCCAGUCUUCUCCUCCACCUUUGCCGGGACACACCAUUGGGAGUUCAAACACCACCCAGUCUUUCCCUGCAAAGCUGCAUUCUUCUCCUCCUGUAGUCAGACCCCGACCAAAAAGUGCAGAGCCUCCAAGAUCUCCUCUGCUGAAGCGGGUACAGUCAGCCGAGAAGCUGGGUACACCUUUAUCAUCCGACAAAAAGGUGGUGAUGAGGAAGCACAGUUUGGAGGUCUCCCACUCAGAAUAUCGCAAAGAGUCUUUCCACUCGGAGCUUGGCCUUCAGAGUUUGCUGGAAUCGGAAGGAGAAAAUGUGCCUCCUCCCUCUUCUCCUUGUGAGACAGGGAAUCUCAAGCAAGUGGCUGUGAGGAAGAUAGGCCGGCAGGAGUCUCCCCUAAGCCGGGAUGCUUUGUUAAUUGGAAGGACCCCGGAAAAGUCAACCGAAGGGGUGGCGUUAGAAAAACUGGAAGAAGUGGGCUCUCCAUCUUCUGCAACAAGUUCUGGAAUGUCAACAACUAAAAAAUCGGAACCCAGCCUAAAAUCAACCAAAGAAGAUGACUUUAGGCAGCCUUCACCAUCCAAAGAAACUUGUACUAAGUCAGUUGAAGUCACAAAAUCACCAAACCAGGACCCGUUCAAAAGUAAUGGCAAUGUAGCAGACAGGCUCGCGGCAGGACAAGGGGAUCAGUGCUUAAGUAAGCCUCCAGGAAUUUUACCAAUACAAAGUAAGGCAUCGCCACCUACAAGCGCUAUUGCCCCAAGCCCAAUACAGGAAUCACAGGCUACUUCAUCAGUGCAUGCUUCAGGAACAUUAAAUUUAGGAACAGUAAACAGGGGUGUAAAAACUCCAGAAAAGGCACCCCAGGAGGACAUCAGGAAGAUGGACCCUUUCGACAAGAAGCACAGAGGUAUUCAGACAGAUACCACUUUCAAUGGUACCAGAAAUCAGGACAGACCUGAAAGUGGUCAGCCAGAGCAGGAAACCAAAAAAGCACCCACAAAAAUCUCAGACUCUGUUAAAGACAGUCUACCUAGGGACACAAGUGUAGAAGGAACCUCAAAACCAAAUAGGUCUGAAAUGCCUGCAGUAAUAGCAUCCAUGAACAAAUGUACUCCCAGACAAGAGAAGCAAGAAAAAACAGUGGAAGUGCCCACUAGUUGUAGCAUUCAGGUCAAGCAGCAGGCAAAACUUAGCCCAGCAGAGGCUGACCGUGGUGGAGUUACAGAUGAGGUUAAGGGGACUGAAAUAACUAUGGAACCCCCACCUGCAAACUGUUACAAAGCUUUAGAAAAAGAAGGCAAAUGGCUUUUAGAAGUAAUGGAAGAGCACACCACCAGUGUCUCCCCAUCAGGCAAGUCCAGGCCCUCUUCCUUCAGUGACAAGUCCAGCUUUGUUACCCAGCUGACAACCGUGGCCAAAAACGUGCUGACUCCCAUGAAGAUGAGUGUCCCAGGAGUGGAAGUACUGAAGGGGAAAUCAGCAGAGGACAAAAGAGGGAGCACAGUGGGGAAAGUUGAGACGGGAGCUGGUAGCAGGCCGGCAAGUUUAACAGCAAUGCAAGGUUUGGCAGUUGCCCCCCAGGCUGAUAAAACAGAAAUUUCUCCAAGACAUUAAUGAUGGCACUUGCUCCUAUGGGGGGAGGAAGGAGGAUCAGAAACUUGCAAACAAAAUGCCUUGUAUAGACUGAAGAAAAAGAAAUCCAGGUCUGUGUCAACAAGUCAGAGGGAGAACGUGAGAGAUAACCAAGUGUGCAAAGAUGAAUUGUGUAUAGGUGCUUCUCUAGCUGUUUCCAAUCACAAGUAUAUAUAUAUAUAUAUAUAUAUAUAUAUACUGUAUCUCCAAGAAGCUGACAUUGUCACUGAUGAUGAUCUCUGCGUGGUUGCAUGUUCUCUGCAGUAUACAAUGUCAGGAGGAAAAGGAAGCAGUUUACUUACAAAUGCAAAAUACUGUGAAUUCAAAAGCCGAAAUGGUGUUAAAAUCAGUUUUGCUCGGAUGCAAAAAAAAAAAAAAAAAACUAGGGAUUUUUCUAUGCUCUUGCAUUGGCCUACCAAUUUCAAAUGGAAUCCAUUAUUCAAUAAAUACCCGCACUCCUGUCUGCAGUAUGCCAUUUUGCAGCAGGACGUCUGUGCAUGGCAAACCAAAUUAACAUUGAUAUUUUCAAAAUGUAUCUGAGAGGUUAUAAAAUGCAGUUUAGAUUGUUUACAUUUCUUUUGCAAAAGAACAUCCCACCACUUUUAACAUUUCAUGCUCGUCACUUUGAGUACACUCAGUAAUGUUUUCAUGUGAAUUUAAUCUAUGCAUCUUAUUGAAACAAGAUCAUAGGAAUGUCUUGGAAUGCAAGAAUCGAAUCCUAGUCCAGUACCGGUGACACAUAUCCACACUUGCAUCUGCUACUACAGAGUUGUUCACUAAUAGUAACCCAGUUCAUUACCAGUAGCUCAUAAAACUCACAAAAACAGCAGGCCAAUUCAGAGUCUCCGACUGAGCUGAUAUACUACUGUAUAUGUGCCCCUUUGAUGCAGGAGGACCCCAGACCACCCACAAUAAAACCCACAGAAGUACAAAGAGAACACACAAACUCCACACAAUGACCAGGUUCCUAAAGACGCGAGGCAGUAGCACCAUCUUUAUUACAUUUCAGGAUAACUCAAACAUGUUUUCAAAUAUAUCAGCAUUCUAUGCAGAUGAUCAUUUAUGGUAAUUCAAAUGCAUCAUCAGACACAGUAUCUCAACAUCCUAUGCAGUUCGUGAAAAUCUGAACUCUUUUUCUGAUACAUCUCUGCAUCCCACUUAUAGUUCAUGAUGGAUCAGAUCUACUAUUAAAUAUCCUAACAUCCUAUGAAGUUCAUGAUGACUUGAAUAUGCUAAGAGUCCAUGAUCAAUCAAACUUUUUAUUAGAAAUUUCAACUGAAAUGUAUUGUCAGAUAACUGAAAAGAUUAUGUGGUUCAUGACAGCUCACAAUACAUUUUUCUGAUAUCUCAAAGAAUCAUCCUAUGCUAUUCAUAAUUAAUCAAGUAUAUUUUUAGACAUCUUAGUGUACAGCACAGUUGAUGAUAAACACACAGUGCAUUAUCAGGUAUCUCAGCACCUCAUGUAGUAAUGAGAACAUGAACACAUUUACAGAUAUGUCUCUUCAUUCCACCUAAUUCAUCAUAAAUCAGAUUCAUUUUUAGACACCCCAACAUCUUAUGCAGUUUAUGAUGAACUGAAUACAUUGAUAACUCUUUAUUAGAAAUCCCAACAAUUUUCACGGUUCAUGGGAACUGAAAUGCAUUAAAGCCAAUGUAGUUCAUGAUUGCUCAAAGUACAUUUUCUGAAACCUCAAAGAAUCAUCCUAUGCAGUUCAUAAGAAAUCAAAUAUUUUUUUAAACAUCUCAGCAUCCUGCAUGAUUCAUGAUAACUGAAAUGCAUUGUCAGAUAUCUCGACAUCUUUUGUAGUUCAUGAUGACUUAAAUAUAUUUUUAGACAUCUCAGCAUACUGCAUAGUUCACGAGAAUUUUAUUAUUAGACAUACCAGAACCUCACACAGCUCAUAACAACUCACAAUGCAUUUUGGAUAUCUCAAAGGACCACCCUAUGCAAUUCAUGGUAGAUCAAAUAUAUUUUCGUACAUCUCAACAUCCUAAACAAUUCAUGUUACUCAAAACACAUUUUUAGUCAUCUCAAAACAGCAUCCUAUUCAAUUUAAUGAUAGCUCAAAUAUAUUAUCAGAUAUUCAUUUAUUGCAUUGCUUUUUUUCUAUUCAGGGUUAUUGGAGCUGAAGUCUACCCAGGCAGCACUGGGUACAAUGGAGGAACCUACCCUGAGUGGAACACCAGUCCAUUGCACUUACACUAACUCAUGUACAGUCAGUUUAGUGAAAAACUAAUCCCAACAUGCAUGCCACUGACAGGAAAAGCAGAGCACCCAGUCAAGAACCCAAGCAGGCAAUUGGAAAACACGAAGACACCAACCACACUGGGUCCAGGAUUCAAACCCAGUCUACUCAAACGGCAAGACAGCAUUGCCAGCCACAUUGGCAGAUAUCCGAAAUAAAUAUCCUAAGCUUUGGACAUUUUCAGAUAUCACAGCAUCCUACAUAGUUCAUGAUAAAUCAAAUACAUUUUCACAUGUCUCAAAUUAUCAUCCUACACAUUUCACAAUGGCUCAGAACCAUUUCUAGAUGAAUUCAUUAUACAAACCAUUUGUGGAUAACUUAAACACAUUUUUCAGUUCUUCAACUGACAUUCUAUGCAUUUCAUGCUAACUGAAGAACAACAUUUUCACAUAUUUCCAAUUAGUAUCCUAUGCACUUUAUGAUAGCUCUAAUGAAUUUCAAGAUAUCUCCGAUUUUAAGAUGCCUGUCAACAAUUUUGUGAAAGUACUAUUUUGUUCAAUAUAACUUGUCUGUUUUAUCAUAUUCCAAAAGUAUAUCAUUUACACCAUGAUUUGUUAAUAUCAUGAAAUAUGUAUCUUAAAAUAAAUUUCUGUAUCUACAGACGUGUAUGGUGCUUGAACUUUGGCAAAUAUCCUUAUGGCCAAAGAGAGGAGCAACACUAUCCACUUGUCUGAUCUUUUAAGGGAUAAAGGCAAAUGAGCCAUGGUGGACUUACCAUCGUUGCAAGAGUUCAGGUGAUAUGUCCUUCUUCUCGAUUGUGGGCAUACACAGAUACUGCGAGGUGCACAAUACCUGAAAAUGGGAAAGAAUAUAUUUUAAGAUAUUAGGCAAUGGUUGUGAUAUUUCUGUUGAGAUGACCCUUACACAAAGUGAGCAGGCUAUGCCGCAUGCGGUGGAAAGGCACACAGAGAGAAAAUACACAUCUAAAUCCCUCAGCGAUUCCAGGAUUUAAGGAUGUCACAUAAAACCCCCACCCAAAACCUCCCAGCACACUUCUUAUACAUGCAGGGGUCACUGUCCAAUAUAAAUCAUGGACUAUUGGUCUGGUGCUCAAAUCUAAGUGGAGAAGUGUCAUUGAAGUGUCGGUUGAAUUAAAUUCAACAGAGUGGAAGUGCGGCCCAAAAUAUCUGUGACAUAUCUCACGUAAUGCUUACUCAAGGACAUUCAGGCCCAUUCAAAGAUGUUUGUUGCCUGUGCGAAAAGAAUGAAUUGCAUUUUUCAUUCCAACAGAUGGCACAUACAACUGACACUAUAACAGAAUAAAGGAAUUUGUAAAUAGGAAAAAAAAUAGAGAAAAAAAAAAGAUGAUGGUGGAAGUGUUUAUCUCAUUGGCACCCACUGAUUGUCACACAGAGGGUAGUAGCUGAAGGUCUGGCCACCAGAGUCUCAAAUUCAGCUUCUGGAAGGCUAAUGUGCCCUCUUCAUAAGCUGUUAACAGAAUUGGGUAUUUAUUUACAUGAUGAUUUAUUCCUGCUCUCAUUUUGCUACAUUAAUGAUAGCAGAUCCAAAAAGUGGUUAAUGGACUUGAAUGAGAUUGUUCUCAUUCUUUUUUAUUUCCUAUAUUUUUCUAUUUAGAUUUUUCUUCGUUAAAAUGAUGGUGUCAGCUUGUCUGUUGCUUGAAUUAUACAGCAUUUACUGUAGGAUUCUCAGUGACAGUGCUAAUGCAGUGCAAACAGAGAUUAAGAGGACACAUGAUUGAAGUGUUUUAUAUUACGAACGGAAUUAAGAGUAGAUCCCAAUUGAUAGUUUAAAAUAAAUUCUGCAACAAGAACACAGAAACAUAGCCGGAGCCUUAUGAAGGGAGGAUUUCACACAGAUGUUAGAAAGUUUAACUUCACACAAAGAACCACAGACACUUGGAAUAAAUUACUAAGUAGUGUGGUGGAAAGCAGGACUUUAGGGACUUACAAAUCUCGAAUGGAUGUUGUUUUAGACAAUUUAGGAAGAGCUGGUUGGGCUGAAUGGCCUGUUCUUAUCACAUUUUGUUUUUACAAUACUGUAAAAGAAAACACAAUGCAUUGCAUGUGUAUCACACAUCACACACUGAAUAGGCCCAACUGAGUGUAAGUGCUAGAAGGACAGAAAGUGACUAAUAAAGCAUCACAUUCAUUGCCUACAAUCAAUCAUACAGGAUAAGUGAGGCGCACCCCUAGAGUGCUCGACUUGCCUGUGUAAUUCAACUUAAUAUAUGACAUUUCUUUGGUCCUUGCCCAAGAUCUACAUGGUGGUCGUCACAGUGCCCACCCUCUAUACAGGCCACCCAUUAGUAUACUGUAAACUUCAUUUUAAGGUGUCUCAUAAUCACUGUCUACUUUACAUCUCAUUUAAAACACAGGGCAUUUACACAGGAAGUGCUUCCGAGAUGCCUAUAAAUGUUAAUUUGGUUUGCCAUUUGGUGGGUUCUGGCCAGAGAUUAUGCGUUCAGAAUUUAUACAUGUGUAGUUUGCUGGCGUGACGCCACUUUUUGUUCAUUUUCAGCCAGCUGGGCUGCUGCAUUUGAGAGUCAAACCCAGGGCAAUAUGACCUUUGGUUUUUGUUUUAGUCUGCUGGCUUCCAUCCUUUUCAUUAGAUCUCAUCUUUUGGUCAGGAUUUGUUUUUUUCCCCUCUCAUUGUAUCACUCACUAGGGUCCUGGCCCCCCAGGACAGAUAUAUCAAGUAGUGAGGGUCUUGUAUUUAAGCAUGCUCAGCACUCAGUCUUUUUUUUUUUUCUUUUUGGAGGUCAACGAUCUAGACAAAGCUACAUCUAAAUCCAAAAAUCACCAGACUGAAUUUCACAGGAUCCCUUUGUUCAAAGACUCAGGACAAUGUGCCAGAUGGCUCUUGGAUCAAAUACGAGAUGUGCCAACCAAAUAGUACCAGUCAGCCAGGUGUGAUCCUCUGCCCCGCCUCUACCCGUCUUUUCCAUGGGAGGAGUGAUAGACAUGAGUGGAAGGGGCUCAAUGCUGCUUGCUUCUAACGGCCCUCGAGAAGAAUCCCUGCGCCUGUUUUCUGGGGCCCCGUUAGCCAUACAUCUUACGCUAAGAACACCCUCUCUUUCCUGCUGCCAUGCCGAAAUCCCUGAGUAGCUCCCAGCAACGGCUAUUUGAAAGACUUUUUGGACAGUUGCAUGGUGGGGGAGGGCUGAAACGUAAGUGCCUGUGAAAAUUGUUCUUAUAUGGGGAGGGAACAAAUAUUUAAUAUGAGAAAAUUUGCUUUGCAUUGCUGCCUGGUCCUGUGAAGAAAAGAGGUUACUGAAAUUGCUCUUUAGACACUAAGGAUAUUUGAAAAAGCCAAGGAAACUGUAAUAUCUGUAUAAAGUUGAUGUAAAAAUUGUUAUACAGUUUUCAGGUUAUAUAGCACCUUUGCUGGAAUCAUCUCAAGAAACAAGGCAGCUUUGCCUAAUUGCUGAAACGUAUACUUUUUUUUUUUUUUUUUAAACAUGCAUUUAAGUAGACCUAACAGGGCUGAGGAAUUCACUUUAAUAAAUUAGAGAUGGCCAGCCAUCUGCUGCAGGAGGAAAGUGCAAAGGGAGUGAGGAGACAGCAACCCAGUGUUCAUUCAGGCUGGUGGCCAGUCAGAGGUGAUCAUGAGGCCUAGGCAGUUGGCCGAUGGUUCAUCUCUAAAGUGAUUCUGGUUUGAACUGUGUGUGGUUUCUUUGUCUAGUUCUCAUAAGUGCUCCAUCUCUACUUAAUAUAAUAUGCAAACCCAACAAAACAUUCCUAGUUUUGGACGCUUAAACAUGUGUAGGCCGCUAUGAUAGGGAGAAAAGGUAAUAUACUAAAAACAAUAACAAUUCCAUGGAUGUUUAAUAUCUAAAUUUUGUGACAGGGCACAUUUGUGCCAAGGUAGCACAGAACAAAGUGCCAAAUGCAAAAUGUAUCAAAACUGAAGGAUGUAUUAAUUAAAGUAAGACUGAGGUGGGAAGUCAAAGGGUGUGAGCAGAAAGUAAUAAAUAAAUAAAAAAAGGGCAAAACAAACCCAGAUCUCCCACUGAGGCUGUCAAAUUCAGGUUCUUUUUCAUGUCUAUUCACGUACCUACUACUAAACUCCUCUAACAAGCUGCCAUCCUCACCUCCCAUUAUCUUUGCCCUUAUCAAUAAAUCAUUGACCACAUUGCCUCCAAGUCAUGUGAGUCUCUGCCCUAGUUCAAAUCAUCAGACCUCAUUCCAUGGCCCUGAACUCCCAAUGCUACUUAAAAGGACAGACUCUGCCUUCCAGAGUUCCUUACCUGUACCAACUGGGAACACUUUUGCUGCCACUGUUGGCCUGGAGUAUUUCCAGUGGACUACUGCAAGUCCCUCAAUGUCUCUGUCCCUCUCUUUAUAGCACACUGAAAAUUAUCUUCAUCCUGGGGACCCUCAGCAUUGUAAACAGUUACAAUAUCUCCCCCAAUAGCCUUGUUGCCUCACGCUUGCAUUCAGAAGGGCUCUUAUGUUGAGGGCUAGGGUUGCAGUCACUAUUAAUGGCCACUUUUAUGUGCCUCAUCCUUUCUGUGCACUUUUUGCAAAUGGUUUCCAGCAGUGCCUGAAGUGGACAAGCACAAGUGAUGGCACCUUGUGUUUAAUUAAGACGGAUGUAUUCACUUGAAGAGAGGGAGUGCUGAGCCCCAUGACACACUGACAUUCGACAGAAUUUUGCGCACCACAACGCAAAUCAGAUUUCUUUGAAGGGGCAGGGAGUUUUAAAGGGCCUUGAUGAGGUGGUUGGGGUUUGUUGGGGCUACACUUUAAAACACUGCCUGUGCCCACCAAACAGUGCUGGUACACAACAACUAAAUAUUAAGAAGUUCUAGUCCAUGCCAGUUUGUACCAGCCCCACUUCAACCCCUGAUUUCAACGUGAUGCCAUUUUAAAGAAACUAGGUAAAUAGGACUGGGUGAGCUUAUUGAGUUGUGUGGACUAUUUGCAUCAAAAACUGUUCUAAUUUCAAUAUAUUAAUUUUAAUUUACACUUGCUUGGCAUGUAUAUGAAUUAAGAGUUGUUCUUCUGUGUCAGCAUUUACACUAAAGGGAAGACCAAUUAAGAACAACUUUAACUAAGCUCAUAGAGUAAACAUCUAGCCUUGGAAGAAGUCUGUACAAAAUCCAGUUCUGGAACUGGAGAAUCAUGAAAUUACUUUUCUCUUUGCCUGCCACUAAACUAGCAUUGCACCCAACUCUCACCCAUUGUCUUGCAGGUGGUGAGCCAACACGAUGGCUCCACAUCGCUGUUAUGUGGGUUUCCUUGCUUCUGGGACUGGGUCCCGGUAAUCCUAUCCCAGGCAGAGCACACCGUUUUUUAUUUUUGUUUGUACCAUCGUGAGGGUUGUUGUGAAUCAUUCUUUGUCUGACCUUUCAGCCCAAACCCGUUUGCCAAGGGAGACACUACCAGAAGCACAAAGUUCCAGAUAACCUGGAUCUGUGCAUCCCUGAGGUGCACAAGCCCCACCACCAUGUCAAGGUGACAGUCAGUCAAGGGUGGGGUGGUGGUCUCGAGGAGGGGCUUAGCAGUUGAUCUUCACCUAUGGUUAUGAUCUGUGGGUAAUGACCAGAAGAAUGAGAUUGUGAGUACAAGCGGCAGAAAUGAAGUUUCUUUGCAGGGUGGCUGGGCUGACACUCUGAGGUGGUCUGGGCAUGUCAUAAGGAUGGCUCCCCCUAGAGCUUCCUCGGGCACAUCCCACUGGGUGGAGACCUUGUGACAGACCCAGGACAUAUUGGAGGAAUCUCUGGGAAUUCCCCAGGAAGGGCUGGGAACAGUAAAGUCUAGGCUGACCUGCUCGGUCUGCUGCCAUCAUAACCCUCACCAGAAAAAGCAGCUUCAGAAAAUUAGAUGAGACUUUUCUCAUUGAUGAGAUCAAAUGUGGAAUUCAAGUCUAGAACCCACCUUGCAUUGCCUGUUUAAGGUCCCACCCAGUUUCAAAAAUGAAAAAUGAAAACUAAGCAUUCAUCCAUGUCAUUCAAUCCAUACUCCAGAUACUAUAUCAAUGUAUCAGCCCAGUGGGCUAAAGUCACCUUUACAAAGUGGUUUAGGUAGCAAUUUAUGUUAGCUAGAAAAAGUUUGGGGCUUUUUAAAUAAUAAAGCAACUAUACACUGUGAUUUGAUUAAAGGGUUUAAGUAUUUUGUAGUAG
Molecule: messenger RNA, 14299 nt
Organism: Polypterus senegalus (gray bichir)
Lineage: Eukaryota; Metazoa; Chordata; Cladistia; Polypteriformes; Polypteridae
Gene: mast1a
Product: microtubule associated serine/threonine kinase 1a
Exons: 29
Coding region: 704-5950 (1748 amino acids)
Biological process (GO): peptidyl-serine phosphorylation; intracellular signal transduction
Molecular function (GO): magnesium ion binding; protein binding; ATP binding
Source: RefSeq, a predicted model, not a curated record